AUGAUCACCACAGUGAGAAAGCAUCUUGUGGACUUCUGCGGCGAGCGCAUCUCUGUAGAGAUAGACAAGGAUGGGUCCAAGUACACUAAGUUUGCGCUUUUGUCAGAGCCGUGCCCACAGGAAUGUGCUCCUCCGCAGUUGUUCACCCGAGAGAACUUGAUCGUGCUGGACUCGGUCCACUCUGGGACAGGUAGGACCUCGGGGAACGAUAUCACUGUAAAUGUCAUAGAACCCGUGCUGCGCCGGCUGCACGCCAGGUACCAGGUGGUUAAGUCGCAGAACAGCAAGUCUGUAGCUGAGUUUGGCAAUCAGCUGGAUCCAACGCAAUCGUACACCAUCCUCUUUGUCUCAGGGGACACAAGCGUAUCGGAGUUUUUCAACGGGGUUGGGGCGGGGGUCCCAUCCCCCAGAUCGUCACUUACCAUCCUACCCAUCGCUAUGGGGACGGGCAACGCCCUGGCGAAUAGCCUGAACCUCAACUGUCCAGUGGAAGCGUUUGCUAGUUUUCUGAGGGGUGAGCUGGUCACGGCAGAGUUCCCCCUGUACAGAGCAAUCCUCCCAGAUGGAGAGACCUCCGUCGUCUUCUUCAUAGUCCUGUCGCUAGGGUUCCACGCAAAUCUUCUCCAUGCCGCGGAGAACGAGAAGUACAAGUCCAUGGGCGUGGAAAGAUUCCAAGAAGCCUCGGGGGACAUCCUACAGAACUACAAACUGCAGGAACAGAUCACACUGGAUAAGCAGGGAGUCGCUGGAUCCUACGCUUACUUCGCGCUCGUCAACGUACCCAACCUCGAGGCGAGUUACAUCCCAUCCCCUCAAUCAGACCCCUUCAAGCACGAACUGCACUUGCUGGCCUACUCAUCGAGCCUCAAUCGUAAACAACUACUGGAGAGAAUCAUGGCAGGGUAUAAGAACCGUCGCGGCGAUGAGUUGACCGCGGAUCCUUACACUACGUACAAGCGAAUCUCAGAGGGGUUCGAAAUCAAGUUGCAGAAUAAACAAGAAGGCCCAAACGAUCCUGCUUUUGAACUGUGCCUUGAUGGCCAGCUAUAUAAUCUGCUACAGUAUAAGUCAGACCAACAUCAAGAGGAGUUGACCAUACAAGUCGAGCUUAUUGACUCAGCUUUGGGCUCUUUUGAUAUAUUGGUCAUGGGAAAGCACUGA
Messenger RNA from Huiozyma naganishii CBS 8797, 1161 nucleotides. RefSeq lists its product as uncharacterized. Bases 1 to 1161 code for a protein of 386 amino acids. Gene Ontology annotation, cellular component: intracellular membrane-bounded organelle; membrane; cytoplasm. Gene Ontology annotation, biological process: sphingosine biosynthetic process. The record is from RefSeq and is a predicted model, not a curated record. Lineage: Eukaryota; Fungi; Ascomycota; Saccharomycetes; Saccharomycetales; Saccharomycetaceae. The transcript has a single exon.